Molecule: messenger RNA, 1515 nt
Organism: Etheostoma cragini (Arkansas darter)
Lineage: Eukaryota; Metazoa; Chordata; Actinopteri; Perciformes; Percidae
Product: cyclic nucleotide-gated channel rod photoreceptor subunit alpha-like
Exons: 8
Coding region: 20-1429 (469 amino acids)
Biological process (GO): monoatomic cation transmembrane transport
Cellular component (GO): plasma membrane; intracellular cyclic nucleotide activated cation channel complex
Molecular function (GO): intracellularly cGMP-activated cation channel activity; protein-containing complex binding; cGMP binding
Source: RefSeq, a predicted model, not a curated record
CACACACACCUACCAACGGAUGUGUGUGUGUGCAGGUUAUCUGGAGCAGGGUUUGCUGGUGAAGGACGAGCAGAAGCUACGCGAGCGCUACAUGGUUAGCUUCCAGUUCAAACUGGACCUGAUCUCCAUGGUUCCCACAGACCUGCUGUACUUCGUCUUUGGACUCAGAUACCCAGAAAUCCGCCUCAACAAGCUGUUCAGGUUCAACAGGAUGCUGGAAUUUUUCCAGCGGACGGAGACCAGGACCAACUACCCCAACGCUCUGCGUAUCUCCAACCUCAUCAUGUACAUCGUCAUCAUCAUCCACUGGAACGCCUGCCUCUACUACUCCUUCUCCAAGGCCAUUGGUUUCGGAGCCGACAGGUUUGUGUAUCCCGACCCGUCGGAUCCAGAGUUUGGCCGUCUGAUUAGGAAGUACGCCUACAGCAUGUACUGGUCCACGCUAACGCUCACCACCAUUGGAGAGACUCCGCCCCCCUUGGAGAACUCCGAGUAUAUCUUUGUCGUCACGGACUUCCUGGUGGGCGUGUUGAUCUUCGCUACAAUCGUCGGUAACGUUGGUUCGAUGAUCACCAACAUGAACGCUGCCAGAGCAACGUUCCAGGCUCGCAUCGACGCCAUCAAACAGUACAUGACCUUCCGAAAGGUAACUAAGGAUCUGGAGAAGCGAGUGAUCAAGUGGUUUGACUUCCUGUGGACCAAUAAGAAAGCCGUGGACGAGAGGGAGGUGUUGAAGUAUCUGCCGGACAAACUGAGAGCCGAGAUCGCCAUUAACGUCCACCUGGACACGCUCAAGAAGGUCCGGAUCUUUGCGGACUGCGAGGCGGGGCUGCUGGUGGAGCUGGUGCUGAAGCUGCAGCCGCAGGUCUACAGCCCUGGAGACUACAUCUGCAAGAAGGGCGACAUCGGCAGGGAGAUGUACAUCAUCAAGGAGGGGAAACUGGCCGUUGUCGCCGACGACGGCAUCAAGCAGUUUGUCGUCCUGAGCGACGGAAGCUACUUUGGAGAGAUCAGCAUCCUGGCUAUCAAAGGAAGUAAAGCAGGGAACCGGCGGACUGCGAAUAUCCGGAGCAUCGGCUACUCGGACCUGUUCUGCCUGUCCAAAGACGACCUGAUGCAGGCGCUGACGGAGUACCCCGACGCCAAGGCUCUGCUGGAGGAGAAGGGGCGGCAGAUCCUCAUGAAGGACGGCCUGCUGGACCUGGAGGUGGCGGCGCAGGGCCCCGACCCCAAAGAGAUGGAGGAGAAGGUGGACCGGAUGACGGGCGAGCUGGACGCCCUGCAGCACCGCUACGCCCGGCUGCUGGCCGAGCACGAGGCCACGCAGGGGAAACUCAAGCACCGUGUUACCCGGCUGGAGAAGAAGCUCCGCCCCCCGCCGCCGCCACCGCCGCCGGGGGCCCCGCCCCCGCCCGAGGCCGAGGCAUAGAACACCACAGAAGAAGAAGAAGAAGAAGAAGUAGGGUGUAAACUUGACAUGUUCUUAUACCGACACCAAAGAAAAUGCCUCCGAUA